This is a messenger RNA of Gracilinanus agilis (Agile Gracile Mouse Opossum), 2799 nucleotides long. RefSeq names its product zinc finger protein 345-like. Gene Ontology annotation, biological process: negative regulation of transcription by RNA polymerase II; regulation of immune system process; regulation of cytokine production. Lineage: Eukaryota; Metazoa; Chordata; Mammalia; Didelphimorphia; Didelphidae. The record is from RefSeq and is a predicted model, not a curated record. The transcript has 2 exons. The coding region runs from base 52 to 1206 and encodes 384 amino acids.
GGAGAGAAACCUUUUCAAAAUAACGAACAUAGGAGCGCCUUCUGCCUAAGGAUGGAGAUUCCUGAAUAUCGGAACAUUCAUAUUGGUGAGAAACCUUAUCAGUGUAACAUAUGUGGGAAGACCUUUCGACUAAAAGCCCAACUUAAUCAACAUCAGACAAUUCACACUGGUGAGAAGCCUUAUACAUGUAACGAAUGUGGAAAGGCCUUUCGACUAAAAGGACAGCUUAAUGAACAUCAGAAAAUUCAUACUGGUGAGAAACCUUACCAGUGUAAUGAAUGUGGCAAGGCCUUCUGCAGGCGUUCAAACCUCACUGAACAUCAGAGAAUUCAUACUGGUGAGAAACCUUACGGAUGUAAUGAAUGUGGGAGGGCCUUCUGCCUGAGUGCAGCUCUUACUAAACAUCAGAGAAUCCAUACUGGUGAGAAACCCUAUGAAUGUAACAUAUGUGGGAAAGCCUUUAGACUUAAAGCACAGCUUACUCAGCAUCAGUCGAUUCACACCGGGGAGAAACCAUUUGAAUGUAAUGAAUGUGGUAAAGCUUUCCGACAAAAAGGACAGCUUAAUGAACAUCAGAAAAUUCAUAGUGGCGAGAAACCUUAUCAGUGCAAUGAAUGUGGCAAGGCCUUCUGCAGGCGUUCAAACCUCACUGAACAUCAGAGAAUUCAUACUGGUGAGAAACCUUAUGAGUGUAACGAAUGUGGGAGGGCUUUCUGUAGACGCUCUAACCUUACCGAACACCAGAAAAUUCAUACUGGAGAAAAACCUUAUGAGUGUAUUGAGUGUGGGAAGGCCUUUAGCCAGAAAGUAAAACUUAUUCAACAUCAGACAAUUCAUACUGGUGAGAAACCUUAUGAAUGUAAUGAAUGUGAGAAGUCCUUCCGUCUGAACACAGCGCUUACAGAACACCAGAGAAUUCAUACUGGAGAGAAACCUUAUGAAUGCAGCGAGUGUGGGAAGGCCUUCCGCCUGAAAGCACAACUUAAUCAACAUCGGAGAAUUCAUACUGGAGAGAAACCUUACGAAUGUGAUAGAUGUGGGAAGUCCUUCUGUUGGGGCACACAGCUUAUAGAACAUAAAAGAAUUCAUUCUGGAAUGAAACCUUAUGAAUGUAAUGAAUGUGGGGUAUCAUUCCGCCUGAGAAGAGAGUAUACUCAACACCAGAGAAUUCAUUCUACACAGAAACUAUAUGGAUAUAAAGACUAAUGGAAGACUUUGUUCCUGAGCUAUCAUGGGUUUUUGAGCAAAGAGGUGACAUGGACAGAGCUCUUUUAUGGGAAGGUUAUUUUGCCUACUGGUUGGAGCAUGGCAUGGAAAGGGCAGUUAAGUUAACAUAAUAGCUUAGUCAAGAAGUGAAGAAGGCCUGAACUAAAGUAGUAAGGGUGAAGUCAUCAACUUGGACUAACCGGAAGAACCGUAUGUAUUUAAAGAAUGUAGAAAGUCUUUAAACCAGAGCACAAAACUCAGCCAAUGUCAAAUGAUCCAUAUGGAGAAAACCAUUAUGAAUGUAACCACAUGAAAUGCUUAAGCUAGUCAUCAUUCUUUACUAAAAAUCAGAGAACUGAAACUUAGGGAAACUUUCUAACAGUAGCUAUUCCAGACCUAUUUCUUCUCAUAUCUGCAAUGCCAAACUUAUUCCAUAUGAAUUAGACUCUUUAUUUGCUGAGAAAAUGGGAGACAAUCUCAUGGGUACUCCCAGAACUUGCCUUCUCAACCAUCUGAAGGCCAUCAUACAUGCUCAUUCCUAUCAUAGAGGAAUAAACUUCUCCCCUUUUUUUAAGACCUUACCUCAUUGCAUUAAUCCCAUCGCCUCUUGCUAGUUCCAUGAUGUUAUUCCAGCCAGGCUUCAUCUUCACUCUAUCCACCUAAAUCAAGAUAUUCCUAGCAAGUCUCCAGUUAAACUGUCCAAAAGAAGUGCUGAUUUUCAGCUAUGUGUAACUCACUGUGCUUGAUCCUGUAGAUAAGGACAAAGACCUUAAAGAAGCCCUGGGCUUCUCAGAGCUGUUAAAAAUAGUGACAUCUCAGUGGAUAAGCACGUCACGAGAAGAUGUGGUAGAGGAGGCCCAUCUAAGGGGAUCCCAAAAAGGUCCUAGGGCAGGUGGCCAUGGAAUCAAGCAUUCAAUGAAGCUAACAAGCUUUGAGAAGGUGAAGGCAAAGGGAAGAGUGCAUUUCAGAAUAUAGAAAUUUGUUUUGCUUGAGUAUGCUCCAUACAAGGGAGGGUUCUGUGAUGGUGGGGAUGGAGUUUCAAGUGGUCAUGACAGAAAUACAAACACAUAGCAAUACAACAUUUUAAAAGAAACUUUUCUUUUUGUUAUUAUGAACUUGACAAACAUAAAAAACACGAAUGUUUCCCCAGACCAGAUACUCUUAACCAUUUUUGUAUCAUGGGCUUCUUUGGCUCUCUAUAUCUCUCUCUGUCUGUCUGUCUCUCUCCCUCACUUUCUCUCUGUCUCUUUUCAAUUCACAAUUAAAGGAAAUGUUAGAGUUUAGUUGGAAAUUGAAAAAUAAAAUGUCAAUUCUUUUUCUUCCAUCCCCUAAAAUCGACUCCAGUUUAAGAAUACCUGCCCUGGACAAAGAACAGAAAAAGAAGAAUGAACAUGAAACAGUAAAUCUCUUGUCACGUAUAGAUUGGGAUUUUCUUUCCCUUUCUUUUUGGUCUUUUUUCCAAAUUCGAUGUGGCGGUUUCAAAACUUCCCUGCUUUUCUCUGAUCUCUUCUGGACUGACCUCUAUUCUUGUUGCUUCUUUUUGUAUCCACAGAAUUUAGCUCAGAAUCUGACACAUUCUACAUGCUAAAUAAA